CGUCAGCGGAAGUGAAUCGUUUGUCGGUCAGUUGCUAAGCUGCGCCGUAGCAGCAGAGAAACCAGACUGUCAACAGGUCGUCAUCGGCCGCUGAGACAGAUUAGCUGCCGGCGUGUUAGCGUGUAAACUUUAACCUCCAGCCCGCUCGGAGGAUGAACUGCGGCGGGCAGACGAAGCUGGAGCUCCGUCACGUCAAACAGUGAACCUGCACGUUGUGACCUCACGACGCUGUGUGUCGUGCCGCUGCAGGUGGAGGACGCUCAGAGCUGGCAGUGAGUGAGAAGCUGACGUUUGUCUUCACUCAUCCCGACUGAACUGCAUGGUUUAACCUCAGCGAGUGGCCCAGCAGCUCAGACAAAGCAGCCAGUCUCCCAGUGUGACCAGAAUGGCUGCCGCCAGCACCACCAAGAUCUCAUGGCGACUACAGGAGUUCGAGGCUCACACCGGCAACGUUUCCUGUUUGGCUCUGGGGAAAAGCUCUGGCCGCCUGCUGGCCACCGGCGGCGAGGACUGCAGGGUCAACCUGUGGGCCGUCAGCAAGGCCAACUGCAUCAUGAGUUUGACUGGUCACAAGAACCCAGUGGAGUGUGUCCAGUUCAACAUGUCGGAGGAUCAAAUCGUCACUGGUUCACAGUCUGGAUCAAUACGAGUCUGGGACAUGGAGGCUGCCAAGAUUUUAAGGACUCUGAUGGGACACAAGGCCAACAUCACCAGUCUGGGCUUCCAUCCGUUUGGAGACUUCCUGGCCUCCAGCUCCAUGGACACAAACAUUAAGCUGUGGGACGUGCGGAGGAAAGGAUACGUGUUCAGGUACACGGGUCACACUCAGGCAGUGAGGAGCGUCGCCUUCAGUCCCGACGGGAAGUGGUUGGCUUCAGCCAGUGACGACUGCACCGUCAAGCUUUGGGACCUGAUUCAGGGGAAGACCAUCACAGAGUUCAGAGCUCACACUGCAGCCGUCAACAUCGUCCAGUUUCACCCCAACGAGUACCUGCUGGCAUCAGGCAGCUCCGACAGGACCAUCAAGCUGUGGGAUCUGGAGAAGUUCACGAUGGUCGGCUCUAUGGAGGGAAACACGACUCCAGUCAGGUGCCUCUGUUUCAGCCCGGACGGCGGCUGUCUGUACAGCGGGGCCACGGACUCCCUGCGGGUCUUUGGCUGGGAGCCCGACCGCUGCUUCGACGUGGUGCCGGUGGGCUGGGGGAAAGUCUCGGACCUGGCAAUCUGCAACCAGCAGCUGAUCGGGGUGUGUCACCAGCUGUCCGCCGUGUCGUCCUACGUGGUGGAUCUGAAGAGGGUGAAGAAGAGCAGCAGCUCUGUGAUCCAGGGGGUCAUCCAGGACAGCCAACCGCUCACAGAGACAAAGGACCCGAAAGGAGCUGCGCUGCGCAGGAACUAUGAGAGACCCGCAACCAGCUGCAACUCGCAGAGGGUGAAGCAGAGGUCAGAUGCUGAUAGGCGGAGCCCCGAGGGUGAGAGGCGGAGCCCCAGUGAGGACGAGGCGGACGAGAAGGUGUCCUCAGCUGAAAUCCACAACGCGGAGGACUACAAGGAGAUCUUCCAGCCCAAGAACGCCAUCUCUCGCACUCCUCCCAGGACGGCAGAGCCGUUUCCUGCUCCUCCAGAGGACGAGACUGUGUUAGCUAUCAGCCGUCAGCUGAAGGACAUGAUUUCUCCUUUUCCUGACAAGCAGCAGGCUCCGCUGGCCUCCUCCACACCUGUCCAGAGGGUGGAGCCUACAGUCGUCUCCGCUGCAAAGCGCCCGGCCGCCUCCAACCCUCCUUCCGCCGGCCUGCCUCCUCCUCAGCCUGCCGUCACAGCAGCCAAGUCCAAACCGCACCCGAAAAUCAUCCUCAGCUCCAGGAACGAGCCGAUCGGACUGAACGUGGCCGACUUCCUUCCUUCGUCACCCAACAACAGGAGCGGCGCUCUUAGCGACGACGAGGCUCUGUCUCAGAUCAAGAAGGGUCACGACACCAUGUGUGUGAUGCUGAGCAGCCGACACAAGAACCUUCAGACGGUCCGAGCCGUGUGGGCCCGAGAGGACAUCAAGAGCGCGCUGGACGCUGCCGUCUCCAUGAACGACCUGUCCAUCGUUGUGGACAUCCUGAACAUCAUCAACCUUCAGCCGUCGCUAUGGAAACUGGAUUUGUGCACGACGAUCCUUCCUCAGAUCGAUAAACUGCUGCAGAGUAAAUAUGAGAGCUACAUGCAGACCGGCUGUACGUCUCUGAAGCUCAUCAUGAAGCAUUUCUGGAUGCUGAUCUCAGACACGCUGAAGGCCACGCCGUCUGUCGGAGUGGACAUCACACGAGAGGAGCGACACCAGAAGUGCAGAACAUGCUGCAAGCAGCUGAAGAACCUGAGCAACGUGGUGAAGAACAAGGCGGCGCAGGUCGGUCGUCACGGCAGCGCCUUCAAAGAGCUGCAGCUGCUCAUGGCGCCGCUCGACGACGCUCUCUGAGCCCAAACACGCCGAUGCAACAAGAUCAGCGCUACACCAAUCAGCUGAUCUGCAGCAGGACGGUGGCCUAAACUCUCGCGAGGCAGCGGUCGUGCUGCACGUGCUCAGAACAGCGUUUGUGAAUCUGAAUCCUCCUGAACGCAGCCCUGCUGUCAGUGAAUCAGCAUCUCCAAGUUCAGCAAACACAAGGAGCACGAGGAGCAGUAAGAGCUCAGCAGGCUGCAGCUGUAAUGCUGUCCACUUCGUCCCCUCCCCGAGACAAAAACGGACAAUCGUGAGGAGUUUCGUCCGCCACAGCAGACCGCCGUCGUCUCAUCCGUUGUGCAAAGAAACUGAUUUAAACCGACGCCCACCUUAAAGGUCCAGUGUGUAGGAUUCAGUGACAUCUAGUGGUGAGUUGAACACCUCUCAUCUCACCUGCUCUACAGCAGCCUGUGAAAGUCCCUCUGUACAGCCAGCUUUUGGUUUGACCCUCCUGAGCUUCUGUAGACACAUGGUGGGCCACCACAUAAGCUGCUUCCUCUGCAGACAUAAAAGGCUCAUUGUAAGGUAACAAAAACACGACUCUAAGUUCAGAAGACCUCAUUCUGAAUGUUGAAUCCUACACACUGGACCUGUAAAGGAACAGUCUGGCAUUUUGUCAUGCCUGAUAAAUGUACAGUAAGCAGCCAAUUAGCUCAGUUAGCAUAAAGACUGGCAACAGGUAGCUACGAACAUCCUCCUGUCAGCACUUCAGAAGUGCACUAAUGAACUGACACGUCUGUGAUUAAUGCAGCUGAAAAAAAGAGUUUGACUUGUUUUCACAUUUUGUUGAGAGAAAACAUGUUAAUCAGCCUGUUUCCCUCGGUUUCCAGCCUUUCCGCAAAGCUAAGCUAACCAGCUGCUGACUGUGGCUUCAUAUUGAACAGACAGAUGUUAGUCUAAGGUGUUGAGUUCACCUGAGGGGAUAAAAUGCAGAAACACUUGUGACUGAUUUAGUCCACCAAACAAUCAUAAUCAGGUGUUUUCAGUCUUUUUCUACUUUCACACUGAUAGACUCUAUUUUAAAUGGACUUUUCUCUUUAUUUAAAUAAAGUUCUUCAUGUUGGGA
This is a messenger RNA of Scatophagus argus, 3554 nucleotides long. It is a transcript of the gene katnb1, whose product is annotated as katanin p80 (WD repeat containing) subunit B 1. NCBI's taxonomy places the organism in Eukaryota, Metazoa, Chordata, Actinopteri, Scatophagidae. The transcript has 20 exons. Gene Ontology annotation, biological process: microtubule severing; microtubule depolymerization. The record is from RefSeq and is a predicted model, not a curated record. Gene Ontology annotation, cellular component: katanin complex. The coding region runs from base 386 to 2464 and encodes 692 amino acids. Gene Ontology annotation, molecular function: microtubule binding.